CUUAUUUUUGAGAUGCUGCUAGUUACGCAGGUUACUUUUUUAUUUAAUUCGUGUCAGCGAAUAAGGAGGGAAACACUCCAAUAUAAAAUUUAAAGUAAGGAAAAGCAAUCUUGAUAGUUAUUUUUUGUCGAAUUUACCUGUAACCGUAGCUUCGUAGUUUUGGUCUACCUCUCCCUGUCAAUUAUUAUUGCACUGUGGGUGAAAACAACAGUAUGAUUGAGCUGUCCGAUGUGUUUACUUAUUUUGAAUGUUUAUCCUGACGUUUUUAAAAGUUCUCUUUUGAACCGUAGCUAGAUGUCGGUCUUUAUUACUAUCAAAUUUGUUAAAUUCUCCAACUAUGAGUGUAUUCGGUGACUUCCAGAAAGCCUGGGCUCAACGUUUUCCUGGGUGCGAAUUACCCCAAGCAUGGGAAGAGGAUGUAAGAGCAAAUUUAACGAAACAUCGACAAAGAGUAGCAGCUUUAAAUGCAGAGUUGGAAAAAGAAGAAUUUUACGUUGAGUAUUUAGAGCAUUUGCUAGCAGAUGUGGAGCGAGUUAAGCAAAAUCCGCUAUUCAUUAACGAAACUGCAGAGGGUAAAGAAGCUGUGUCUGAUGGUAAGAAAAAUGAUGAAAGUAAAUCUAGAUAUAUAGAUAAAGCACUUACAAAUUCGAAUAAUCCAGAAGUUGAAAUUGGGUGUAAUACUUGCACUGAUGAGUUAAGUGAUCAAAAUAGUUAUAUUACUGUCAUAGCUGUUGGUGGACCAAAUUCACCAUCUAACACUCUGUGCGCCAAAGGCAUUAAUGAAAGUGAGUCCCAUGAAAAGGUGGAGGAAAAAUUGUGCACUCAUAGUGAUGAUUUGUGUAAAGUAGAAACUGAAACUAGCUCUUCAUUGCAGAAGAAAAAACCGCCAGCACCUCCAAAAAAACCUCGAAAAUCAAUUCCUGUUCAAGCUGUACCUCCUGUGAAACAAGCAGCGGUAUUGAACCCAGUGGACAGUUGUAAAAAGGAUGAAAAACCGGUGACUGAUACAAGUUAUAUGGAUUGUAGUGAUAAUCUAAAUGCCACUCUAGUCAAUCAAUCUAAAACUGAAAAUAUUGAAAAUAUCACAAACUGUACUAUCGAAAAUAGUGCCAUUGAACUGCUUGAAUCUUCACAUAAGGUUUUAGAAACAUCAGGCGAUUCUUGUAUAUUAAAACAAAAUGUAAAUGAAUCACAUUUAUAUGAUGAUGAAAAUAUUUAUGAUACUGUUGCUCCAGAUGAGGGAGAAGUUUCCAGUUCAAAUACAUUAGCAAGUGAUACUUCAAAGGAGGAUUGUGAAGGAGAUUAUGUUGUAUUUUCUGAAGCAUAUGAUUCUUACCAAGAGUGCCCUCCUGCUAUAACAUCCCGUUCGAGAAUUGCCGAAUGCUUAUUGACUACUCAGAGAAGCGUUGAAGAAGAGAGUCCAGAAUAUGCAACAUAUAUGAAUAUUGAUUAUUUCUUGAAAAAAGGGACUGCAUCUAAAGCAUUACGAGCAGAAUCUGUGGGGGGUGACUCUGAUGAUGAUGAUGAUGCCUUCUUAGCUCGUUCAUUCUCGAGUGACCAUGAAGUGGAACCUGACCAAGUGGCAGACUAUACAGAGAAAAAAAACAGUGCUACAUCUGCACCCACAGAUGAUGUUUUUGAAAUGGAUUCAGGUGUAUACAGUAGUUCAGUGGAAUCCACUUCCUUUCUAGGUGGGGCAUCUACUCCACCUUCUUGUAAAAGAAAUGAUGUGGCAGCUGAACCAAGUAAAACUGAAGCAGAGAGAAUGGCAAUGUACAAAUGCAUUUUAAGUAGUAUUGCAGAUAGUGAAACUGUAUAUAUAGAGUGCCUAAACAUGCUACUGCAGUAUAUGAAAGCUUUAAAAUCAACAAUAGGAACUUCCCAACCAUUGUUAUCAUUAGAUGACUUCAAUGUGAUAUUCUACAGGAUCCCUGAACUACAUAGUCUCCAUCUAAAUUUCUUAAAAGGUCUGAAGAAACAGAUUGAUGGUUGGAAUGGUAGUCAAUCUAUAGGAGAAGAUUUUAAAGUCCUGGCAAGUAAGUUAGGAGUGUAUGGAUCUUUCUUACAAAAUUAUUCUAAAGCCAUAGAGACUAUAAGAAAAUGCAGUAUUGAUAAUUCGAAAUUUUCAGAAAUUACUAAGUCCAUCAAAUUAAAGGCACUUCAAGGACAGUCAACAACACUAGAAGAUCUGUUGCAUAAGCCUGUAGCAAGGGUACAGAAGAAUGCAUUAGUUCUUCAUGAUUUGCUAAGGUAUACGCCAGAGAAUCAUCCUGAUUUUAAAACUUUGAAAACAGCUUUAAAAAUGACGCAGUGUUUUUUAAAUGAUAUUAAUGUGUCAGCCACUGAAAGCAUGUUUCCUAUGACUGACAGAGCACAGAGGCAUUUAGUGAAAAAUAGCUUCAUAGUUGAGUUAUCUGAAGGUCAUAGGAAACUAAGACAUUUAUUUUUGUUCAGUGAUGUCAUUGUUUGUGCUAAAUAUAAGCCAUCUACAAGGCAAAAAUUUACGUUUGAAGUCAAGUGGUUUAUUCCAUUAUCUGAUGUUGUUCUUUCAGACUGUAAUAAUGAUGAUGUAAUAAAAGAAAAUUCGCCAUUUGAUAUAUUAUCCCUAAAGUCAAGAGCUAGUAAUGUUAGGGACCAAAUAUUAAAAGAAGAAAAAGGGAAGGAGCGUCGAGUAGCAGGUAGAAAUAUUGACAAGCACAAGAAAAAGCUUGCAGAGCUGGAAGCCCAGCUUGUCCUUGCAUCACCAAAUUUGCUUUUUCGCAUAGGUCAUAAAUGUGGUAAAAGUUAUACUUUUUUCCUGUCAUCUGAAUUUGAGCGAUCUCAGUGGAAUGAGGCAAUAAGCAUAUUGCAGUCAUCUGCAACAGCAACAAACACACCAAUCAGUGCAUAUGAGUUACAAGCUUGGGUUACCUCAUGCAGAAAGCACCUAGGAACAAAUCUUGGAUCUUUCCUGUUGCGAUCGGGUAAAGAUGAAGAUCUUCUUGUUGGAGACCUCCAUAUUGUAGUGCAUAGCUUACAUGGCUUAACAAGGCCUUCAG
Molecule: messenger RNA, 3038 nt
Organism: Stegodyphus dumicola
Lineage: Eukaryota; Metazoa; Arthropoda; Arachnida; Araneae; Eresidae
Gene: RhoGAP1A
Product: Rho GTPase activating protein at 1A
Biological process (GO): protein phosphorylation; intracellular signal transduction; positive regulation of GTPase activity
Cellular component (GO): membrane
Molecular function (GO): guanyl-nucleotide exchange factor activity; GTPase activator activity; protein serine/threonine kinase activity
Source: RefSeq, a predicted model, not a curated record